Messenger RNA from Hibiscus syriacus, 1116 nucleotides. RefSeq names its product E3 ubiquitin-protein ligase AIP2-like. The record is from RefSeq and is a predicted model, not a curated record. The transcript is spliced from 5 exons. NCBI's taxonomy places the organism in Eukaryota, Viridiplantae, Streptophyta, Magnoliopsida, Malvales, Malvaceae. Bases 63 to 1007 code for a protein of 314 amino acids. Gene Ontology annotation, cellular component: nucleoplasm; cytoplasm.
CUUACAAAAGAAGAAACCAAUUCAAUAAUCUGAAAAUCGAAAGCUGUCUCUUUAACAAGACAAUGGAGUCUUAUUCUUCUUCAGAUGAAAGCUUGAAGCAACAAUUAGAGGAAUUGCAGAAACAACUCGGAAAGAAACAGAGAUUCGAGGAAGCAGUUGCCUCCAUCAAUUCCCUCAUGAAGCUCCAUUACCCUUCUGCUGCUCCCUCACUUCGCAAAUCGUUUUAUUCCAUUGUUUGCCGUGUUGCGACCAUUUUGAAGACCAGAUACACCGCCCCCGGUUUCUGGCUUGCUGGUUUACGCCUUUUUGAACUCUUAGAACCUCUCGUCUCUGAUCCUUCUGAAAAUGAUCAUUUAAGGAAUUGCAUUUCUCAGGCUAUGGAACACUUGAACGAAAUUGAAAACCCCGUCCAGUCAUCCGAAUCUUCAGAAAACAGAGGUUAUCUUUUUGAAGGACAUCUUACAUUGGAUCCUGAACCACCACAACCCCAAUGGUUGGUCCAAUCGAAUCUCAUGAAUGCUUUUGCAUCUGCUGCAAAUGCUGAAUUUUCUAAGGGUUCGGCCACUAAUGUUAACAUUAUAGAAAAUGCUGCCAAUGUGCUUGAACAACUCAUUAAUCACCUUGAUACUGUUAUACCAGAGAUAUUGGAGAAUGAGGGUGGUGUUCGAAGAGUCCCACCGGCUAGUAAAGAAGUCGUUGCUAAGCUUCCAAUAUUUACUCUCACAGAAGAAAUCCUGGCUAAGCUUGGAUCUGAUGCAGAAUGUGCAAUAUGCAAGGAGAACCUUGCUGUAGGCGAUAACAUGCAAGAAUUGCCAUGCAAGCACACGUUUCAUCCUCCUUGUUUAAAGCCAUGGCUGGAUGAGCACAAUUCUUGCCCGAUUUGUCGAUGUGAGUUGCAAACAGAUGACCAUGAUUACGAGAGCUGGAAGGAGCGGGAAAAGGAGGCUGAAGAAGAGAGAAAAGGUGCCGAAAAUGCUGUUCGCGGUGGUGAAUUCAUGUAUGUGUAAUUGUGUCGAUCACUGGUCUUAUUGGAUUUAUACUCAAAUGUCAAUGAUAUUUCAUUAUUGUAUUUAACACAUGACUUAAUGGUAUAAUAAAGAUUCUGAUAAUAUAUUU